ACGAUGUUGAAGAACCGUGGUGGCGUUUGAACGUGGUUCCGCGUGUAAAGUGGAGUCGCGCUAUCAACACGAUAACUCGUGACCGGCGAGGCCAAGUUUGCAACAUUUGCUCCGACUUGCGCAGUCACCAGCAACACUUGCGAUUGUUUAUGCUGGGAAGGCGAGUAGGCAUAAUGAAUAAUGAACAGUUUAGGAAGCUUAUGCUGGCCAAUUCGGCCAAGGCGGAAAGCAAAUCAGGCGAUGGCGCAUCGUCAACGAGACCAAGCAGCUCAAACGUUGCGCUUGGAUCUAGACAACGGACAAAUAUUCCCAUGACACCGCGUUCGUUAGGAGGACAGCCCAGCUUUGCGAAACAGCUUGCCGAUCAAAAUCGAUCAGAACAGCCGUCGAAGAAAUUUAGAACGUAUGCUCCCAAGGGCUCUAAACUAGCGUCUGGAUAUGUCGACCGAACACAAGCUCGCCAGGAAGAGUCUGACGAUCGAGAAAAGAGGUUAAAAGCUUUGGAGGAGUCUUUAAAGAACGACGAAAUCGACCAGGAAACGUAUGAUCGAUUGCGAUCCAAUAUUGCUGGUGGCGAUUUGGAAAGUACACAUAUGGUCAAAGGUCUCGACUUUAAACUUCUAGCACGUAUUCGACAGGGCGAGGACGUAUAUUCCGGAAAGGCAAAAGAGGAGUCAGACGACGCUGCAGAGGCUGCCGAUGUCGACGACGAGUUUGACGAACUGGAGGAUCGAGAAGUACAAGCCGUUGAGAAGGAGAAGACAGAAAAGAAAAAGGGCCAACUUUCUACACUUGCGACAACUACAGGAAAGAAACGAAGCCGAGAUCAAAUCUUGGCUGAAAUGAAAGCCGCACGCGCGGCAGCAAAGGCACAAGCGGAGCCAGCACUAGGCGAUCGCUUCAAGAAGAUUGGAAGCACACAUAAAGCUGGCACGAGGUUCGAACGAGACAGCAAAGGGCGUGAAGUCAUGAUCAUCACAGAUGAAGACGGCCAUGAAAAGCGUAAGGUUCGUAAGCUGCAGCCUGGUCAAGAGCCUGAACCGGAUAUGAUGCCAGAUGCGAAUGCGAGACCGUUAGGGAUGGAGGUCCCUGAACAAUAUCAAAAGAAAGAGGAGCCACAGGAGGACAGCGACAGCGAUAUUUUUGCCGAUGCUGGCGACGAUUACGAUCCAUUAGGAGGAAUUGGCGGCUCUAGCUCUGACGACGACUCCGACACUCAGAAGCCAGCCAAGGAUAAGACAGACGGUGAUGCACCAAGCGCAGGCAGUAUGGCACCGCCACCCAAACCAGCGCUGAAACAGAACUACUUUAAAGAUUCCAAGACUGGUUUACUCUCUGAGGAGCAGACAAAGAACCCAUCCAUGUCUGACCCGGCCAUCUUGGCGGCGAUCAAGCGAGCCUCCGCACUCCGCCCCAUGGGUGGUGACCGGGACGACGACUCUGACGAUGAGAAAGCUUCUGAGCGUAAAGCUCGCCAAGAGAGGCACCGCCAAAUGCUACAGAACUCGAACCGCGAUGACGAAGACAUGGACAUGGGCUUCGGCACUAGCCGCUUUGAGGACGAGGAGGACUUUGACGAUACAAAGACCAAGCUAUCACGCUGGGGCGGGGGCAAUGAUGAUGACGAUGGAGAAGGCCAUGCUGGAGGGGGCAAAGGAAAACGAAAGAGGGCGCCCAAGAAGCGAAAGGGCGAUGUCAACAAUGCUGCCGACGUUCUUCGCGUUAUGGAGGAGCGAAAGAAGACAUAGGAGAGACACAAAAUGUAGAUUUUACCUGUAAACAAAAUAUAUACCCCCUUUUUUGAUGUUUGC
This is a messenger RNA of [Torrubiella] hemipterigena, 1811 nucleotides long. NCBI's taxonomy places the organism in Eukaryota, Fungi, Ascomycota, Sordariomycetes, Hypocreales, Clavicipitaceae. The record is from the annotation of a GenBank genome assembly.